Molecule: messenger RNA, 2046 nt
Organism: Syzygium oleosum
Lineage: Eukaryota; Viridiplantae; Streptophyta; Magnoliopsida; Myrtales; Myrtaceae
Exons: 12
Coding region: 441-1895 (484 amino acids)
Biological process (GO): protein phosphorylation
Molecular function (GO): ATP binding; protein kinase activity
Source: RefSeq, a predicted model, not a curated record
GGGCGUAAAGAAGCCCGAAAGGAAGGAGGUGAUAGAUAAGGGGGCCUGGGGUGAUGUGGUGAGGAGAGAGGGGUGACGCCAAAAGCAGAGAGCUCGGGACCGCUUAUUUUUGCCGAAUCCUUUUUCCUUUUGGGCACUACAAGCCUUUCAAGCCAAGCAAUUCGAGCUCGCACGCUUCGAGCCUGAAGUGAGAGAGCUGUCCCUUCCCCCCACAACUUCGGCUCUGUUUCACCAGACAUGUAUGUAUAUAUAUAUAUGGUAUGCGCCUUUAUCGGUUUCUCAUCCACACUUCACGAAUGUACAGCUGAUGCUGCAUCAAGAGCCACUGGUACCAGAUACGACGACCCACGUCGUUUGAUUAGUUUGUGAGUCGAAUGGGAGCUUGCCGGUAGUACACGGGUUGUUGAGCGUGGAGUGAUUUGACCAGGAGGCAAUUCGGAAUGCUCGGGAAAAUGCCUCCUUUUGAUCUCAGCAGCAUUCAAGAAAAUCUCUCCACCCAGUUGAGGCCUUGGCAGCGUUCCUUUCAGUUCUGGGUGCGAGCGGUUGAUAUCUACGCUGGUUACAAGGUGUUGCAAGUGCGAGUGUGUCUCGAGAAGGAUAAGCAGAAACAGGAGGCAAUGUGGGAGAGGCAACACGAGCUUGCGGCUGACAAGAUAUAUGCUAUGUGCUCCGACCUUGGCGGGUUCUUUCUUAAGGUAGCCCAAAUCGUUGGGAAGCCCGACUUGGCCCCAGCUGCGUGGGUCAGAAGACUUGUUACACUAUGUGACCAUGCUCCUGCUACACCAUUUGAUGUUGUUCAGUUGGUGCUGGAGAGAGAGUUGGGAAGAAACCUGGGGGAAAUGUUUGAAAAAAUUGACAUAGAUCCUCUUGGUUCUGCGUCAAUUGCACAGGUACAUCGGGCCAGACUGAAAGGUGAUAAGAGUGAUAUAGUUGUGAAGGUGCAACAUCCUGGAGUUCAGGAGCUGAUGAUGACAGAUAUCCGCAACAUGCAAGCAUUUGCUUUGUGCAUACAGAAGACAGACAUUAAAUUUGAUCUUUACUCGGUUACGAAGGAAAUGGAGAAACAGAUUGGUUACGAGUUUGAUUUCAUGCGGGAGGCUGAUGCCAUGGAAAGAAUUAGACGUUUUCUGUUGGAGUCUAAUAAAAGAUCUCCUGUAUUGGUCCCACGGGUCGUAAGGAAUCUGGUCACAAGGAGGGUUUUAGUGAUGGAAUACAUUGAUGGAAUUCCCAUCAUGAAUCUUGGUGAGGAAAUUGCAAAAAGAGGAAUAAAUCCGCACGGCAAAGUUGCAGCAGCAGCAAAGCAGAACAUCCUUAGCAGCUUGACAGAAGCAUAUGGUCAAAUGAUUCUGAAGAGUGGCUUCUUCCAUGCAGACCCUCAUCCAGGAAAUAUUCUCAUUUGCAAAGGUUCACAGGUGGCCUUGCUGGACUAUGGGCAAGUGAAGGAUCUCCCAGAUAAGCUGAGACUGGGAUACGCUAAUCUGGUUCUUGCUAUUGUGAAUCGAGACCCUGUGAGGGCAUGUGAGAGCUACAGGGAGCUGGGCAUAGAUACGUUAAGCAAAUGCCAAAAUGAACAGCAGGAAUUGUUGAGAUUGGCAGAGACGAUGUUUGAUACAAAGUUGCCUCCUGGUGUUGCGACGCUGCAACCGUUCUCUGAGGAAUCUUCUAUAAAAAAAAUUGCGGUUCAGGCUUUUCCAGAGGAGCUAUUCUCUGUCCUUCGGACUGUGCAUCUGUUAAGAGGUCUGAGUGUCGGUCUCGGAGUCAACUACUCAUGUGCUGAACAGUGGCGACCCUUCGCAGAAGAAGCUUUGAUUGCUGCCGGCAGAUUAGAAGGAACCGAUGUGAAGCCUCGAAGGCGUAGACGCAGUCUGAUGAAGAGAUUGUUGUGGAGAGGAUGACCAACUCCAGAAGGAGUUCAUUCAGCAACUAAUAAUUAUUUACAGGUUUAAUGGGUCAGCGAUUUUUGGUGUACCUUGGUCCAUGUUAUCUGAUUUCCUGUGUAGAAAGACUGCCAUUUUUGUUGGUGCUGUUUCUACAUUUUUUGUAUAA